Apis florea (little honeybee) is the source of this 987-nucleotide messenger RNA. RefSeq names its product protein big brother. Gene Ontology annotation, biological process: regulation of transcription by RNA polymerase II. NCBI's taxonomy places the organism in Eukaryota, Metazoa, Arthropoda, Insecta, Hymenoptera, Apidae. Gene Ontology annotation, molecular function: sequence-specific DNA binding; transcription coactivator activity. Gene Ontology annotation, cellular component: nucleus; core-binding factor complex. The record is from RefSeq and is a predicted model, not a curated record.
UCGCUCUUCGUGUGAUCCGGCGCUCAGUGCAAAUUCCGAUUAUAUAUAUAAAUUCUUAUAAGCUGUGAAACCAAUUGAAUCCGUACCGUCGUCACCGUAUCAUUGCAACGACGGAGUAGUGAAGCAAGCGUGUCUGAAGUCGGAUCGAUCUUCGAGACGAUCUUUGACUUUUUUUUUCCCUUCGUUUCUUGAAACGAUAUCCGUGCAAAAUGAUGCACACCAUGAGCGAGCACACCGGUGGCACCGGGGGAUUGGGUGUCAGCGUGCUGCCGUUCGACGGGAUGGGACUGUUCGAGCAACAACGGCCCAGAUUCCUGUUCAAGAUGCCCAAGGUGGUGCCCAAUCAAAAGGCCAAGUUCGAGACGGAGGAGUUGUUUAGGAGACUGAGUCGCGAGAGCGAGGUCAGAUACACUGGUUACCGAGACAGACCAGUCGAGGAACGCCAAGUGCGCUUUCAAAAUGGUUGCCGGGAAGGGUAUACGGAGAUCGCGUUUGCCGCGACGGGGACCAAUCUCCAACUCGUUUUCGGCAAUGCAUCCGGAAAUUACGGCGGCGAUAUCAACGAUUGCGAUUUCGAAAAGGAGCGUGGCAAGGUGCACCUGAGAUCUCGGCUGAUCAUGAACGGCGUGUGCGUGAUGUGGCGCGGAUGGAUCGAUCUUGAGAGGUUGGACGGCGUCGGUUGUCUCGAGUAUGACGAGAAACGCGCCGCCGAAGAAGACGCCCUCCUCCGCGACCAACUUGAGCGUUACAACCAGCGCGUGCGCGAUUUCGAUGAGAAGCAGAGGGCGUACAGGAGCUCGGCCGGCCAGCCGCCUCACCUCAACCAUCAUCACCACCAUCACCACCACCACGGUCACCACGGCCAUCACGUGACCGGAGCCGCGGCCGGGGCGACGGGAGCGAUCGAGGCGACCCACCUCACCCACCGCCAAGAUCCGGAGAUGGAGGUGAGAUUGAGGGCUUACUGAGGCAGCGAGAAGGUAGCCA